This is a messenger RNA of Thlaspi arvense, 594 nucleotides long. The record is from the annotation of a GenBank genome assembly. NCBI's taxonomy places the organism in Eukaryota, Viridiplantae, Streptophyta, Magnoliopsida, Brassicales, Brassicaceae.
UCUAUAAAUAAAGCACCAAUUCCCCAACCCUCGAGUCAUUCAUUCAUUCACACGCUUCAAAGCAAACGCCGAUUCUUCUCUCUUGACUCGUCUUUGAGACUUUCAACUAUGUCGAAGAAGAUCGUCCUCAAGAGCUCCGACGGCGAAUCGUUCGAGGUCGACGAAGCUGUCGCGCUCGAGUCCCAGACGAUUAAGCACAUGGUGGAGGACGACUGCGCCGGUAACGGAAUUCCUCUUCCGAACGUCACCAGUGCCAUCCUCGCGAAGGUUAUCGAGUACUGCAAGAAGCACGUCGACGCAGCCGCCGAAGCAAACGCUGGAGACAAGGAUUUCAGUGGUACCGCCGAAAACAGCGAGCUCAAGAGUUGGGACGAAGAGUUCGUCAAAGUCGAUCAGCCUACGCUCUUUGAUAUCAUCCUGGCUGCUAACUAUCUGAACAUCCCUGGACUUCUUGACCUUACGUGCAAGACCGUCGCCGAUAUGAUGAGAGGCAAGACUCCAGAGGAAAUGCGCAAGCACUUCAACAUCGUCAACGACUACACACCCGAGGAAGAAGCUGAGGUUCGCAAGGAGAACGCAUGGGCCUUCGAGUGA